Spirodela intermedia is the source of this 1894-nucleotide messenger RNA. The record is from the annotation of a GenBank genome assembly. Lineage: Eukaryota; Viridiplantae; Streptophyta; Magnoliopsida; Alismatales; Araceae.
AUGGCCGUAGAAUUCCUCCUCUCUCCCCCUUCCCUCCUCUUCCUCUUCCUUCUCCUAGCCAUCCCCCCUGGUUCCCCCUCUUCCCCACCGGUGCCACCACCACCAGGUAAAGUGGUGAUUACAGCUUUUAGGGUUGCUUCUUCUUCUUCUUCCUCUUGACCUUCUUUCAGCAGGGUGGGUUGCCGGAGAUGCCGCCGCCGGAGGGCCCUUCGUGGGCGUGAACCUCGGCACGGACGUGUCCAACCUGCUGCCGCCGGCGGACCUGGUCGCCUUCCUCCGCCUGCAGCGCAUCAGCCAUGUCCGCCUCCUCUCUCCGGUCCUGGAGAUCCUCGCCGCCCUCGCCGGCACCGGCAUCCGCGUCUGUCUGUGCGUCCCCAACAACCAGCUGCUCGCCAUCGGAGCCUCCAACUCCACCGCCGCCGCCUGGGUGGCGCGUUACGUCCUGCAUUUCCACCCGGGGACCCUCGUCACCCUCCUCUCCGUCGGCGACGAGGUCCUCACCGCCAAUCCCUCUGCCGCCCCGAUGCUCCUCCCCGCCAUCCUCAACCUCGCCGCCGCCGUCGCCGCCGCCGGCCUCGACAAGACCGUGAAAAUCUCCACCCCUCACUCUUUCUCCGUCAUCCACAACCCCUUCCCGCCGUCGCAGGCCUACUUCAACCAGACCCUCGUCGCCCCCUACCUCCUCCCCCUCCUCCGCUUCCUCUCCGACACGGCGGCGCCGCUGAUGCUCAACCUGUACCCAUACUACGUGCUCACCCUCGCCGGCGGCGUCGUCCCCCUGGACAGCGCUCUAUUCAGGCCGCUGCCGCCGGGGAAGGAAGAAGUCGACCCCAACACGCUCCUCCACUACACCAACCUGUUCGACGCAAUGAUCGACGCCGCAUACUUCUCCCUGCGGAACCUCAACUUCAGCGGCGUUCCGGUCCUGGUGACGGAGACCGGGUGGCCGCACGGCGGCGAUAGCCGGCAGGAGCCCCACGCGACGGCGGAAAAUGCCGACGCCUACAACUCUAACCUGAUCCGGCACCUGCUGCUGGAGCGGGCCGGCACGCCGCUGCGACCGGAGGCCACGCCGAGCGCGUACAUCUACGAGCUGUUCGACGAGGACCUGCGCGCGGGGCCGGCGUCGGAGACGAAGUGGGGGCUGUUCGCCGGCGACGGGGCGCCGGCGUACCUGCUGCAUGUGGCGGGCAGCGGGGGGUUCCUGGCAAAGGACACGGCGGAGAGGACGUUCUGCGUGGCCGCGCCGCCGGCGGAGGCGGAGGAGAGGACGCUGCAAGCGGCGCUGGACUGGGCGUGCGGGCCGGGGAAGGCGGACUGCGCAGGGAUUCAGCCGGGGGAGGCGUGCUACGCGCCAAAUUCCGUGAGGGCGCACGCGUCGUACGCGUUCGACAGCUACUACCAGCGACAUGGCAAGGCGGCGGGCUCCUGCUCCUUCCACGGCGCCGCCAUGGUCACCACCACCGACCCGAGUGAGUCAUCCAUCUGCUUUCUUCUCCCCUCUCUCUAUCUCACUCUCUCUCUCUCCCUCUCUCUCUAACAGUAAUUAUCGGGUGAUUAGUGGGGGAGACAUGGCGGGGCCGCCUCUAUUAAAUGCUCAAUUGCUGCCUUUAGACAAAAGAAUGCUUUACCCUGACUUCUUACGCUAUUGUAGAUGUAGCCCUGAUCCAUACUAUCUCCAGUUAAGUGCUACUAUAGCUAUGCAUUCCGAAGUUUUCCCCAGUUUUAAUGCGCCAACUGAUUUGAUGAUUCGGGAAAGACGAACAUAAUAUCUUGGAUUAAGGGGUUUUUCUCUACAUGUUUCAUUGUUUAGUGACAUUUCUGUAAUUCGCUUCUGAGUCGGUCUGCUUUUGCUGCUGCAGGUCACGGGCGAUGUAUCUUUCCUGGAAGGUGA